UGGCGUGCUACUGCUGAUGUUGUUGUGACUUAUGUGACAUGUAGCCAAGAACCUGGGAGUUAUUCGUGUGAUUUUUGGGGAAUUUAACGUUUUUCGUUUAAGAAACUGGAGAAUGGCAGCGACAGUGGCAACACCUAUCACCCCAGUGGAGCACGACCCCGACCGAUGUGGGAGCGAGGAGGAGAGUCGCGGGGCCGAGGCAGAGGAGGAGAGCAGUCGCCAGCAGACGGGCCCAGCCGCGGCUGCGACCCACAGCCGGCUGUCCAAACUCCCGCUGGCCCGCAUUAAGGCUUUGAUGAAGACCGACCCAGAUGUGUCUCUCGCCAGCCAGGAGUCAGUGUUCAUCAUCGCUAAAGCCACGGAGUUGUUUGUUGAGAUGAUUGCCAAAGAUGCCCUGGUGUACGCCCAGCAAGGGAAGAGAAAAACGUUGCAAAGGAAAGAUUUGGACAAUGCAAUCGAGGCCAUAGAUGAGUUUGCAUUCCUUGAAGGCACAUUAGACACUGCUUGAGGAGAUGAGAACAGUGAAUCUGCAACAAACCAAGAAAGUUUUCCAUCACAGGGACAUGAUAUAUUGUGAAAACAUCUCUGGUACUUUUCUAAAUUGGACUCUCAAGUUGGAUGUUUAUAAAACCUUUUCUACAAUGCUCAAUUAAGAUUUUUCAUACUUUUGCAACGUCAGUGGUAAUGUAUAUUUUUUUGUAAAUAUUUGUGAGAUACUACUGUACUAUGAAAUAAAUCUAUGU
Molecule: messenger RNA, 743 nt
Organism: Scomber japonicus (chub mackerel)
Lineage: Eukaryota; Metazoa; Chordata; Actinopteri; Scombriformes; Scombridae
Gene: pole4
Product: polymerase (DNA-directed), epsilon 4, accessory subunit
Exons: 4
Coding region: 113-508 (131 amino acids)
Cellular component (GO): nucleus; epsilon DNA polymerase complex
Molecular function (GO): protein heterodimerization activity
Source: RefSeq, a predicted model, not a curated record